Molecule: messenger RNA, 1280 nt
Organism: Monascus purpureus
Lineage: Eukaryota; Fungi; Ascomycota; Eurotiomycetes; Eurotiales; Aspergillaceae
Source: the annotation of a GenBank genome assembly
GUUGAAUCACCCAGACGGUAAAUUUGACCCAACAGCCCUUCUUUCUCAUGGGUGCCGGGUUGUAUUAGCUGGGGAGACUAAUGAAGCCUCUUCUUCUGUCCCACUCCCAAGAGCUGCAGUGAGCUUUUCCUCUGAACCUGCGGCCCCGUUCGUGGGACACAAUUUUCCUAGUCAACAUAUACGUAUCCUUUCUUGUCCGCCGGAGAGAUGGUUGCUCGACUGAGGUCCCAUUCAGAAGACGGGAAGAUGGAAUGAAAAUCGCACAUACACUUCGUUUUUAUCUUUAAAUGUCUAUAAGUCCGUAUAUUUUCCAUCUUUCUCUCUUCGUAUAGACACAUAACUGCUUCGACCAUGGCCUCUCUUACAGGGGCCAUGGCAAUGCUGAGCCUGGGUGAUGAACAGCGGAGGCCGAACAAACGAGAAUUGGAGGAACCGACAGUGGGAAAGGAGCUCGACGGACAAGAGGACAAAGAGGAAGAAAAAGAAGAGAAAGAAAUCUCGCCCUUUCGCUUCUUUGACCUCCCUACUGAAAUCCGACUGCGAAUUUACAUGUUUGUGCUCUUCACCCCCCGUCGCAACCAGGCACCACGUCCCAUGGGCACCGUCGGUGCCUCAGCGAAGAACAUGCCUCCUGCCCCUGCCUCGCAUCGCAUCUCACUCUUCCUCGCCUCGCGCCGUCUCCACGAUGAGGCUACUCAUUACUUCUAUUCUACGCAGACAUUCCGUCUUUUCCCUAUCCAGGAUUACUCGCGACUGCCCACUGUCAGAGCACUGGCGCCACGAUACCGUGCUUGCUUGAAGACAAUAGAGUUGAUUUUAGGUUCGAGUUGGACGAAACCUCCUCGGUCAUGGACCAUCAAUAAUGGGCUGGGACUCAAAGAUAUGGUGCAUCUGCGAACCUUGAAGGUCUUUAUUGAAUGCGACCCAUCUCAUCCUGUGUUUCGGGGCUUUCGCCUCUCCAAGGAUUACUAUACCGUAUUUGCUGGGGAUCUUCUUCGAAAGGUCUUAAAGGGCCUUCCGAACUUGCUCCAAGUAGAGUUUGAUGGAUACCCAUCUGUACAGAAGGAUGGAGAUCUAAUGAAUCGUUUGCUGAUGGAGGCUAAACUGGCAAAUAAAAAGAUCCUUUGGGGGCCGGAAAGAGGCUGGACAAACUACGAGGUGAAUCACGGGAGUUGAGCCCGUGGCCUAAUGUCUGUUUAUGGAAUAGGAUAGUCGGCCGCAAUGAACGUCCAUAUCAUCCCGAUGUACGAUAUAGCUACAUAGACUUACUGGCUUCACAG